AUGCCCAGCGCUCAUUCUACUUCCCAUAAAAAGGGUGGGGCCAAGGCCCAUGCCGCUUCGCCCAACCUAUCCAACCAAUCUCCUUUACCUAAACUGAAAUUGAAAAUACGCAAUCACUCACCUUCAGCCUCAACUUCCUCCUCAUCCAAAGCCAUACGCUCGAGACCACCUCCACACUCUAAGAACUUCCUUUCCGACGAUUCUUCCUCUGACUUGACUCCCCCAGAGGAUGAGGACGACGAUGAUAACGACGAAGAUUAUAAUGAAAAUAUGAUAACACCUCGUAAAGGGUUACAUAAAAAUCGUCAAUCCCCUUCUACCAUCAUAAAUACUCAAGUGACCACUCCAAUCAAGAAACCCAAUGCGAAUGAAAAGAAGAAAACAAAUCUUACGAAUAACAGUAAUAGUAAGAAGGGAAAGAUAAAAAAUGAAGGAAAGAAGAAACACCCUUCAUCUGCUGCUAAUUCUCCACUUGUCAAAACGACUGGUCCACCCAGUAGGGAGAAGAAGAAAGCUAUCAAGUUAGAGGAAGUGGAGAGAAGGAGAGCUAGAGAUGCAAAGUUUGAUGUUGAUCUUGAUACCACUUUCGGUGGUGAUAUCACCCCUAUCCCGACUUUACCUCACUACGAUGAUGGCGUAUCUUCAUACGGAGAUGACGAGUCCGACUUGGGUGAUCUCACGGAAGAUGAGUUGACGGGACUACCAGCUGCCUUUGUCGGUCAUGAGAUAGAAGACCUGAACUACGGUGCUGGACAUGAUGCGGAUGCAGAGGGUCAAGGGGUGAACUUCUGGGACGAUACGUCGAGCGAUGAGGACGAAGAGGAGGUAUAUAUAAAUCAACUUUCCGGUUCCGAAAUCGACCGACAAUCGCAGUCCUCCGUCGAUGGUAUAUCGGAUGACUCGAUGUCUGAUUCUGACUUUGGCUCGAGUUCUGACGACGGAUUGGACGAGUUUGGGUUCCCUAUACCUAGCGCCUCACUCUUUCCCAUCAGCGAGGAGGCAGAUAAUCCCGAUGGUGCCGAUCCAGGUCUUGUCCUCAUGGAGAAUUGGGAUGGUCAAUUCGUUCUUGUGCAACCUCGGCACGAACGAUCGCGUUCCCGACAUCGCGGAGACAAAGGAUCUCGAACGGCUGGAUCUGUUAGUGGCAGUACAGUCGUUUCUGGGACUGAUCAGGCUGCUCUUUUGAUCGACCCCGAUGCGGAUGAUGGAGAAUUUGAUACCGAUGAAGAUUCAUACUGGUCCGGUCAGAGCGAUGAAGAUGAUGGAGGUGAUACUACCGAUUCGAUGGCUGAGGAAGAUAUGCCAAUGCUAGAUAGUCCAGCUUUGAACGAGCUCAUGGAAGUACAAAUGGCAGAAGCUGUGUUGCGGAUGGCUGUCGAAAAUGGAGAAGUGCCGCUACUAGAUGCUGGACCUUCGAUCACCGUCACCGACUCAACGGCUACCGAUGCUCAGACCCCUGCUCUCUCGACUACCUCAUCCGCUGGGCCUAUUCCCGGUCCUUCAUCCGCUGCUCCACCUCAGACUCCCGCUCCUCAAGGUCCAGUGAUGGGUACCUUCCAUCCCACCACCGACGAUCCAGCUCAACAUUGCGUCAUAGACGGUACCGGUGGAGAUACCAAGUCGCCUUUCACCCAUCGAAGGAGAUCCCGUCGAAAUCGAGAUGUCGCUUCGGUCGCUUCGAGCAAACGAUCUCAAGAAGAGAGGAAACGUAAAAAUUCCACUGCCACCAACGAUCCUUUCUCACCUGCUUCGACUCACGCUGUAUUUGGUUUGAACAAAAAAGCAAGAUAUUCAUCCAUACCUGGACAUCCGAGGUAUAUCGCCGCUAGAAGAGCGGCAGAAGCUCUGUGCGACCCUAAUGACAGGGAGACUACACCUACCGAUUCGGAAGAGGCGUUCUCCUUGGAAGAUAUGUUGGAGACUUCUGUCUUAAUGCACGAGAUGGAAGAACAUCAGAAUGGGAAUGGGCAUGGUGAUGAUCAGGAUGCUGAGCAUCUCAGACAUAUGAUCAGGUUCGAUCGAGUGGGUGUAUCGACUUACCUGAGGAGGAAUUUUGCUUCGUCUGGGAUAAUAGAUCAAGCUUCGCCCAGUGGCAAUGGCAGCGCAAGAGGAAAUAGUGGGUACGUCGGAGGUCAGCUGGAUGAUACGUUAGUUGGACCGAUGGGAGGUGGAAGAUUAUUGGUGUCUCCCGUACUUGGACCGACAAAUCGUCAUCAAGCGAGGAGGGAAAAGAAGAAGAAGCGUAAGGCGGCGAUGACCCCUGCACAUCAACAGCAUCAGCAUUUGCCUGUCGAAAACGGUCAUAUCCAUGAGAAUGGUAUGCCUGCUUUGCAGAUAUGA
Kwoniella botswanensis is the source of this 2340-nucleotide messenger RNA. RefSeq lists its product as uncharacterized. The record is from RefSeq and is a predicted model, not a curated record. Lineage: Eukaryota; Fungi; Basidiomycota; Tremellomycetes; Tremellales; Cryptococcaceae. The coding region runs from base 1 to 2340 and encodes 779 amino acids. The transcript has 4 exons.